Phlebotomus papatasi is the source of this 1063-nucleotide messenger RNA. RefSeq names its product probable serine hydrolase. The coding region runs from base 77 to 1030 and encodes 317 amino acids. The record is from RefSeq and is a predicted model, not a curated record. The transcript is spliced from 2 exons. NCBI's taxonomy places the organism in Eukaryota, Metazoa, Arthropoda, Insecta, Diptera, Psychodidae.
GUGAUACUAAAGUAAAUAGAAUGAUAUUAAUAUAGAGAAAGAGUUGAGGUAUUUGAAUUUCUUGCGAGAAAGAAUAAUGCAGAAAUUAGACAAAAAUAAGUUCAUGGAAGUGGAGAUUCCGGUGCCUUGGGGACACGUUGCUGGAAAAUGGUAUGGACCAGCAGAUAUCAGACCAAUUCUCAUGAUUCACGGAUGUUUGGACAAUGCAGGGACUUGGGAUACUCUAAUUCCACUCCUGCCUAAAGAUGGUAUUAGCUACUUAGCCAUUGACCUGCCUGGACAUGGAUUUUCAUCCCACAUUCCUGAGGGAAUGAUCUACAGUCAUUUUGAUUAUAUCUGGCUCAUUCACCGAAUCAGAAAGAUUUACAACUGGCCAAAGGUCUCUUUGAUUGGGCAUUGUCUUGGAGCGAUAUUAUCCUUCCUGUAUGCUGGAAUAUUUCCCAAAAAUGUGGAUAUGGUAAUCAACCUGGAUGGAAUGAUUCCGUCAACUAAUCCAAGUAUUCUAAUCAAUAGAAUGAAGUCUGGACUUCAUUCGAGUUUGAUAAUAACUUCGAGUUUGAUAAGUCAUCAUCUAAUAUCAAAAUCCCAGCCAACAUAUUUCAAGGAAGAACUUGUAGAAAGGAUGAUUGCAAGUUCCUACAAUUCCCUUUCUCCUGCAGACUGUGAAUACUUAUUCAGACGAGGGAUCAAGAAAAGCUCCAGGGAACCUAAUAAAUUUACUCUAAGAAGCGAUGCUAGAGUGAGAAUGCUGGAUGUCAUAGCUCAUUCUCAAGAAGAUUAUCAUACAUUGGCGAGGGAAAUUCAGUGCCCGAUCUUAUACAUCAGUGCUGAUUUUAGAGAUACUCCUAGAUCGAGAAAAUUCAAUGAGAAUCAGAAAACGAUUGAGGAGUUUAUGGAGGAGAAUACUCCUCUGUUUGAGUACCAGGAAGUAUCAGGGAAGCAUCAUGUCCAUUUGACACAUCCAGAACGUGUUUCUGGACUAAUAACCAAAUUCAUUCUCAAGUGCAGGGCACCAAAGAGUAAAAUUUAAUUUAAAAUUUAAAGUAUUGAUAGAUUUUUAUGU